Culicoides brevitarsis is the source of this 3550-nucleotide messenger RNA. RefSeq names its product tyrosine-protein kinase Src64B (gene Src64B). Lineage: Eukaryota; Metazoa; Arthropoda; Insecta; Diptera; Ceratopogonidae. Gene Ontology annotation, molecular function: non-membrane spanning protein tyrosine kinase activity; signaling receptor binding; ATP binding. The record is from RefSeq and is a predicted model, not a curated record. Bases 1070 to 2671 code for a protein of 533 amino acids. Gene Ontology annotation, biological process: innate immune response; cell differentiation; protein phosphorylation. Gene Ontology annotation, cellular component: extrinsic component of cytoplasmic side of plasma membrane. The transcript is spliced from 5 exons.
GUGAGAUUGUCGAGACCGCAGGAACAAUAAAGCCAAAAAUCAGUGAAAUCUCUCACAAAAAAAGCAAAUUCAUUGAAAAUUCAAUGAAUAACCGCGUCACGCAUCGAUAAAAGGCGAUUUUAUCUCUCGGGAAGCCCGAAAAUCGCUGAAAAAGUGAAAAACAAGACUCUCUCGGAUUACUUUUUAUCAACUCUAACACCACCAUCAUCAAAAUACAACAACUCUAAAAAAAUUAAACAAAGAUUUUCUUGAGAAUCAGAAAAAGUCCUCCUUUGAAUAAAGAAAUUAAUUAAAAUAAACGGAGGAAAAAUAAAUAAAUAAAGUCUGUGUUUAAAAAAAAAUAAAAAUAUUAAAAAAAAAUUCAAGAUAAAAAAAAUAAAUAUUGAAAAAAAAAAUAAAAAAAUUUUUAAAAUAAAUAUUAAUAAAAAAAAAAAUUAAGAGGAAAAAAGUGAUAAAUGUCCAAUAAAAAUUUUAUCGUGAAGUAAAGUGGCGUUAAAUGCAGUAACGCAAGUUGUCGGAAAAUCCCCUCCCUUUUGUCAUUCAUAAAAGGCAACAAACGUACAAGAAAGAAGGAGUACGUCGAAAAAUCCUUACUGAAGGAUUAAAAUCGGAUAACAGUAAAAAAAAAUAUUAAAUAUCGUGUGACGUGCGAAAAACACGAAAAAUAUAUUUAAAAAAAAAUUAAUUGAUAGAUUUAUCGAUUAAACAUAAAUUUCGCCAAAUUUAAAGAAAAAACAUCUCUCUUUGUUUAUAUAAAUUUUUAUAUUUAUUUAUUUGUGAGGUCAACCAUGAAGAAGGCGAAGAGACAUGAAGUGCACGCGUAACGCCAGCAACGACGUAAAAUAAUGAUAAUAAUGAGGAUUAUCAUACUUAAUAAUUCAACGACAGUAAUUUAGUGCGACUACCUACACGUGAAGUGAACUUUCUUCGUUAAAAACACUCGAAAGAAAGCCGAAGAAGCAACAGGAUUCGUUGCUCCGCGCGAUAUUUAUUAUUAGAAAAAGAACAAUUUAUAUUAAUUACGAAAAAUUCUUUCAUUUCGUGAAUUUUUCACAUAAAAACAAGGAAAAUGGGCAAUAAAUGUUGCAGUAAGCGUCAAGAGCCAGAUGGGCAGUUUACGUAUCACAGUGGCUACAAGAAGGCAGAUGGCAGUUUGAAUUCGUCGUCGGGCCCCAAACUGAUAAAUGGCGGUUCGCUGGACUCGCGUUACACGCCGGACCCGAAUCGAGGGCAGAUAAAGGCGAAACCGGGGGGCGUUGAUAUCAUUCGACCUCGACCUUCUCAUCCCACAAAUCAUAACCGCCGAAUUGUCGUUGCGCUGUACAAUUACAAUGCACGCGAAGAUAGCGACGUGUCGUUCGUCAAAGGAGAUCGGAUGGAAGUUUUGGAUGAUACGGAAACGGAUUGGUGGCGCGUCGUACAUUUGACGACACGACAAGAAGGGUUGAUUCCAUGGAAUUUUGUUGCUGAGGAACGGAGCAUCAAUAGUGAAGACUGGUUCUUUGACAAUGUCACACGAAAAGAAGCCGACAAAUUAUUACUUGCGGAGGAUAAUCCCCGAGGCACAUUUUUAGUACGUCCCUCGGAGCACAAUCCCAACGGUUACUCGCUAUCGGUUAAAGACUGGGAAGAAACGCGCGGUUAUCACGUCAAACAUUACAAGAUCAAGCCCAUGGACAAUGGCAGCUACUACAUCGCAACAAAUCAGAUUUUCCCGUCGUUGCAGGCCUUGGUGAUGGCUUACACGAAAAACGCCCUUGGAUUGUGCCACGUCCUUUCGCGCGCCUGCCCCAAGCCCCAGCCGCAAAUGUGGGAUUUGGGUCCGGCACUGCGUGACAAAUGGGAAAUUAAUCGCAGCGAAAUUCAGUUGAUACGCAAACUGGGUCGCGGUAACUUCGGCGAAGUUUUCUACGGAAAAUGGCGCAACAAUAUCGAAGUUGCUGUGAAAACGCUGCGCGAGGGUACAAUGUCAACGGCGGCAUUCCUGCAAGAAGCUGCCAUUAUGAAGAAAUUCCGUCAUAAUCGUCUCGUGGCAUUGUAUGCCGUUUGUUCGAAGGAGGAACCGAUUUACAUUGUGCAAGAAUAUAUGUCGCGUGGCAGUUUGUUGGACUAUUUGCGCGAAGGCGACGGGAAAUAUUUGCAGUUUGAGGACUUGAUUUACAUUGCGGCGCAAAUUGCGAGCGGCAUGGAGUAUUUGGAGAGCAAAUUGUUGAUUCAUCGCGACUUGGCGGCACGAAAUGUGCUGAUUGGCGAGAAUAAUAUCGCGAAAAUUUGCGAUUUUGGCUUGGCUCGAGUGAUAGCUGAUGACGAAUAUUGUCCGCGACAAGGCUCCCGAUUCCCCGUUAAAUGGACUGCGCCCGAGGCGAUCGUGUACGGAAGAUUUUCGAUCAAAUCCGAUGUUUGGUCUUACGGAAUUUUGUUGAUGGAGUUGUUCACAUAUGGGCAAAUUCCGUAUCCGGGCAUGCAUAGCAGAGAAGUGAUUGAACAGAUCGAACGCGGAUACCGGAUGCCAAAACCAUCUAGUCACCAUCUCCCCGACGACAUUUACGGACUCAUGUUGCAAUGUUGGGACGCUGUACCGGAGAAACGACCCACAUUCGAGUUCCUCAAUCACUAUUUCGAAGGUUUCACAAUAACAUCCGAGGUCCCCUACAGAGAGGUGCAGGACUAAAAACCUUGAGAAUCCGAGCCGUGCGAUAUUUAGAACCAUACUUGAAGGAAAUUGUAGCAUUUAUACCAAAAAAAAAGUAACUUUACUCUACUUUACCUUUAAAUUUAGACACAUGUAGAACCCUCACACCCAUGAAAAAAAAUAAUCGAAUCCAAAUUUUACCUUGAAUCAACCUAAAAUACCCGUAAAAAUAGAAAAUAAGCAAAAAAUGAAUGAUGAACGACGAACUGAACUCAGGCUCUCUUAAAUUCUUUCCGCAUCAGGGAUGUCUUGUAGUUGGGCAAGCAAACGCACGCGACAGGAAUUCACAGAAAACACACAAAAUUUUUAUAUAAAAGUUCCUUUUUUUCUGUGACGCGACAAAAAAUUACGAUUUUUGUACUGAAAAAAUAUAAAAAAUAGCAUUUUAACACAAAUUCUCCGUAGAAAGUAGAUAUCGGUAGAUAAUAUAAUCGUCCAGAGCUUUUAAUAUUUUAAUUUGCUGCGAGAAACGUAAAAACGCACAACGUUUCCCUUUUUCCCCGAUUAUUUUUUUUAAUAUGAAAAAACUACUCAGACAACACACAAUAGCUUAAAAAUAAAAAAUUUUCUACUUUUAUACAGAAAACAAUGAAAUUAAAAAAUAGUGUAGUGUGGUUCCAAAAAAAUAAAUAUCAAGUGUCCAUAAGAAAAAAAAAUUGUAGAAUUAAAAAAAUUUAAAAAAAAAAAUAAGAACUGAUUAAAAAUUAAAAUUUUCCUCAAAAGGAAAAAAAUUAAUAAAAUGAAUUCUCGAACCAAAGCUUAAUAAAAAAAAAAAUUUGUCUUUCUCGUAAGAUUUUUCGUCACACUUCUAGUCACACACUAUCUUCUGACUUCCUGAAAUAUCCAAUUCUUACGAAA